AUGACAGUUGCGGUUUCGAUCGGCUUACUGUUGUGCCAGUGGUUUGGCCCGGGUGAAGGGUUAAUCCCCAGUGAACUUUAUCCGGCGGGCUGGCCCGCCCGUCAAUAUCCCACGGUGCUCCACAAGGCGAUUGUGGAUGGCGUUUCCAGUAAUGAAAUACCCGAUGGCCUGAUGAUCGCCCAUGACACUUUGACGACAGCCUUUGGUGUCCUACUGGCCAGUUCCAAUGGCUCCACGGCGGACGAGAUAGCAGAGGCCAUGACGGUGCUCUCCAAAGUGACGGGGAUCGCGAAUACAGAACUAAGUCAUCUAAAACCUGUUUCCGAUAAGUUCAAGGAGUCCAGCUAUACAGGUGUUUAUGUACCGCCCCAACUCUAUAUAAGGGCGGACUAUGCGGACAAGAUUCGGGACAUGGGCGUGGAUCUGGUGCCUUCGCUCCCCAACAGCACAAUAGAAAGUCUAUCGGAUAAGCUGUCGACCAUUAGCAACGAUCUGAAAGACACCACAUCUUCCGACGAUCUACCUUAUAUCCUGGACCGGCAGCCCGAAGUCUUCGUUGUGACAGCCGCAUCCUUUAAAGCUGUGUGGGCGGAUGCAGAUUUCCACAACGAGAACCGUCGGAUGAGAGAGUUCAAUGUGGACGAGCGACGACGCACCUUUGUGGACACACUGUACAGCCUGCCAAAGCAACGACAUAUAGCCCAUCUCCAUAAGCUAAGAGCCACCAUGCUACUCCUUCCAUUGAAGUAUAGUCGGGUGAAGUUCAUGGUCAUAUUGCCGGAUCGUAUCAAUGGACUGCAUCAAAUGGAAAAGGAACUGGAAUUUGUGGAUCUGCGCAGCUUGCUCGGUGUUAAAAUGGACCAUGGCAGGUAUGAUGUUCGGCUGCCCGUGAUGAAUAUCGUUACCAACAUUGAGCUGGCCGACAAUCUGGGCUUUCUGGGCAUCCGAAAGGUUUUCAAUCCCAAACAAGCCGAUCUCAGUCGGAUCACAGGUCAAAAGCAACGCCUUCGGGUGCGCCGAUUUCCACAUCUGACCCAUUUCGAACUGAACGAGCAGGGGAUUAAUUUUCGGAACUUUGAAAUACAAACUCGAGUUCGACAUGAUGGUGAGACCCAUAACCACUUUUAUGCUUCACAUCCAUUCUUUUUCGCUUUGGUGGACGAGUACAAGGUCUAUGCAACUGGUCGAUAUGGCCAGUUAACUGUUGACCCAGAUGAUAUUAAAGGUAAAGGCAUGAGAUCCAGCUCAUGAGAUAUUGUGCUGGGACUUGGAGGAAACUGGGUAUAGUCACAUAAAAGCAUGAUGAAAAGCGAUCAACCGCAAACUUUAACUUAUAUCCAUAAGUUAGGAUUCAUUUGAGACGUUGUGGUACUGACCUAUGACUGAGCAGUUUUUCGUCACGGAGUUUGGAUAAAAUUACUACUAACUUUUUAGAAAAUUUAAAACGCAUGUGUCUUUUUCUAAGUAUCAGUUUUAUUUAUUAAGAAGUACCUGCUUAAACAUAAAGGGCUUUUAAAUAUAUUUAGCAUUUUUCGGCCUUAAAAUUUCUUGAAGAAA
Drosophila rhopaloa is the source of this 1557-nucleotide messenger RNA. Its product is annotated as ovalbumin-like. The coding region runs from base 1 to 1251 and encodes 416 amino acids. Gene Ontology annotation, molecular function: serine-type endopeptidase inhibitor activity. Lineage: Eukaryota; Metazoa; Arthropoda; Insecta; Diptera; Drosophilidae. The transcript is spliced from 4 exons. The record is from RefSeq and is a predicted model, not a curated record.